AUGGCGAAGAUGCCCCACGGCCAUGCAACGAAUACGCUGAAUUUGCAACUGCAGCAGCAGCAGCAGCAGCAGCAGCAUCCGUUGCUGUCAGCCAUUUCGGGAAAUAAUUAUGCGCGAAUGCAGAGCAUGCAUUACUAUCCCAACCACUACUACCCGAGCCACUACUUCCCGGGCCAUUACCACCAAGGGCACCAAGGACACCCGGGACAUCAGGGGCAGCAGGGAUACCAGUUGCAGCAGGGAAGAAACCCAAUCCAAGCGGCCGCCAGCAGCCACAGCGGUGCUUAUGCGGCCACCACGGCGGGCAGCGGACACUCUGGCUACGGUAGCAUCGAGCCGUCGGUGGAGUACGAGUGGCAGAACGAACCGCCCUCGGGCAGCUUCUCCUCCUUCCACCCGAGCAGUGCGGGCAGCGGGCCCGCAUAUCCGCCGCACCAUCCGCCGCCGCAGCACCACCCCCAACCACCGCCACCGCCUCCGCCCACGAAGUCCUCGAAGAAAUCGAAGAAGAGCGCCGGUUCGGUGAUGAACGCACUGACGCUGCUCUCGUUUUUCUUCUUUGUGAACAUGCUGCAGAAUUGUUUGAAGGAUCACAUGAACGACAUGAAUCCCACCGUGAUGGUGCUCACCGCCAGCGGGACGCGCAACCGCUUCAACAAAUUGGCCGAGAUGAACUCACGCGAACAGACCUCCACAACGGCCACCGAAUCGGCGGCGGCGUCAUCUUGGAAUCAGGCGGCUCUGGUUCCGGCCGCCGUGCCCAGUGUCCCGCCCUCUAUUGUUACGCCCACGGUGGUGCUGCAGUCGCCCUACAGCGCUGGCAUUCCAGAGGUGGUGGUGGCCAAUAAGCCCCACCAGCAGUCGCAGCACCCAUCGAGUCCCCAGGGAAACCCCCAUGAUUAUCGGCCCCACAUCGUGGACGAUGAUUAUAAUUACGGGCAGCGCAGACCAUCUCCGCCUCCACCUCAGACCGCCGGCGACUUUUAUCCUAAUCGCACACACAUCGACCACUCGUCCCGGCCCGACUUUGAAUCGGAGCCGGGCCACGAUUACUAUCAGCACCACUACAACCCGUAUGCCGGCACGAGCUCCCAUCGGCAUCCUUGGUCUUAUGGCAGGCAGCGUUACUCAUCCGCACCGUGGUCUUCAGCUUCGUUGGGCGCUCAGUCGGGCGUGAGCUCUUACUUGGAUAAUGCCCAGCGCCGGCAAGGUGAUGAUGACGAUGGUCAUGGUUAUGGCUAUGGCUACGGCCAUGGCAAUAGGGAUAGGGAUAGGGAUCGCAAUGGGAAUGGGAAUGGAAAUGGGGAUUGGAAUGGGGAUGAAGACGAGGAUGGUCAGCAACGGCGACGCGGCGAUGCUUUCUACACUCGCACACGCAUUAAUUGA
This is a messenger RNA of Drosophila ficusphila, 1386 nucleotides long. RefSeq lists its product as uncharacterized. Lineage: Eukaryota; Metazoa; Arthropoda; Insecta; Diptera; Drosophilidae. Bases 1 to 1386 code for a protein of 461 amino acids. The record is from RefSeq and is a predicted model, not a curated record. The transcript has 3 exons.